Haliotis rubra (blacklip abalone) is the source of this 1124-nucleotide messenger RNA. RefSeq names its product aldo-keto reductase family 1 member B1-like. The coding region runs from base 5 to 550 and encodes 181 amino acids. The record is from RefSeq and is a predicted model, not a curated record. NCBI's taxonomy places the organism in Eukaryota, Metazoa, Mollusca, Gastropoda, Lepetellida, Haliotidae. The transcript has 7 exons. Gene Ontology annotation, molecular function: oxidoreductase activity.
AACCAUGACGGACUACCUAGACACGUGGAGAGCCAUGGAGAAGCUGGUGGACAAGGGCCUAGUCAGGUCUAUCGGCGUCUCCAACUUCAAUAAACAACAACUGGAGAGGAUUCUCAAAAUGGACGGUCUCAAGUACAAGCCUGCGAAUAGCCAGGUGGAGAUAACUCCAUAUCUGGCAGAGGACGAACUUCUGCAGUUCUCCCUCAAGAACGGCAUCUCAACUACAGCCUAUGCUCCGUUCGGGGCGCCGGGACAGAACUAUGUACCCAAGGAUGCUCCAAAGACCCUUGAAGACCCGACCAUUGUCGAAAUAGGAACGAAAUACAACAAAUCUUCGGCUCAGGUGAUCCUCAGAUAUGGCAUACAGAGAGGCUAUGCUGUAAUUCCCAAGAGUACGAAUCCAGCUCAUCUGGCCCAGAACAUGGAUAUAUUUGACUUCAAGCUCAGUGAGGAGGAUAUGAAGACAAUGCUAGCUCUGGACAGAGGCCUUAGAAACAACUAUCAAAAAUUCGAAUGGAAAGAUCAUCCCUUCUUUCCCUAUAAGGAGUGACCUUGGACGGCGCUGAAGAUCACACGGUCAGACAAUCUACGGGGUCGAGGACGACUAUUAUCUGCACCAGUUGUUCCUGAUAUGUGUGUGAUCGUCUUCAAUGUGUAGCAAACACCGUUCAUAAUUUAUGGCUAGAGGGGAUGAUGAUGAUUUUAAGGGGGUGGGCAACCAUUUGUCCUGGGGAGCAUAAUUACACAACAAAUGUACACACCGAUUCAUUCACCUUUGUAAUAAUGGGGCGACUUGUGCUUGCUUUAAUGGCGUUCUUAAAAUCCUUAAAAUGGUGCUCUGUAUAAAUGGUACAAAAGUGGAUAUAUUGUACCUUCGCGUAACUUUUUAUGUUACAAGGAAUAUUACAAACAAAACAAUAGUUUGAUUAACCGAGUUUAUCCUGUGUUAUACAAUUAUUCAAAUUGCUGAACCAAUAUGUAAUGGUUGUUGCUGCAGUAGUAUAAACAAUGGGGGUACGGGACCAGCCUAUAUAAGGCAAGGAAUCAAUAAGUAUCCAUUCCUAACUCAUAUUAAUUUAUAAAUCCAUAACACAACUACUUUUCAUCUCCCCUGUAAAAAGUAA